UGUGGGGCUCGUAGUCCGCGACGCGCGGCCUUGUGGGACUCGUAGUGCGCGACGCGCGGCCUUGUGGGACUCGUAGUCCGCGGUGGGCGGGAGAGGGAACCACCAGCUCCCGGCGGCCCACGCGCGCCGCCCGGCCCAGCCCGGCCCGCGGAGAGGCCUCCGAGCGCAAUGGCUGCGCCCCCGGCCCGCGCGGACGCCGACCCCUCGCCCACGUCGCCACCUACGGCCCGAGACCCGCCAGGCCGGCAGACUGAGAAAAGCGAGACCGCGUGCGAGGACCGCAAUGCAGAGUCCCUGGACAGGCUCCUGCCACCUGUGGGCACCGGGCACUCUCCCCGGAAGCGGACCACCAGCCAGUGCAAGUCGGAGCCUCCCCUGCUGCGCACCAGCAAGCGCACCAUCUACACCGCAGGGCGGCCGCCCUGGUACAACGAGCACGGCACGCAGUCCAAGGAGGCCUUCGCCAUCGGCCUAGGAGGUGGCAGUGCCUCUGGGAAGACCACUGUUGCCAGAAUGAUCAUUGAAGCCCUGGACGUGCCCUGGGUGGUCUUGCUGUCCAUGGACUCCUUCUACAAGGUGCUGACUGAGCAGCAACAGGAACAGGCCGCACACAACAACUUCAACUUCGACCACCCGGACGCCUUUGACUUCGACCUCAUCAUUUCCACCCUCAAGAAACUGAAGCAGGGGAAGAGUGUCAAGGUGCCCGUCUAUGACUUCACCACGCACAGCCGGAAGAGGGACUGGAAAACACUGUAUGGUGCAAACGUCAUCAUCUUUGAGGGCAUCAUGGCCUUUGCUGACAAGACACUGCUGGAGCUCCUGGACAUGAAGAUCUUUGUGGACACAGACUCUGACAUCCGCCUGGUACGGCGGCUGCGCCGGGACAUCAGUGAGCGCGGCCGGGACAUCGAGGGUGUCAUCAAGCAGUACAACAAGUUUGUCAAGCCCUCCUUCGACCAGUACAUCCAGCCCACCAUGCGGCUGGCAGACAUCGUGGUGCCCAGAGGGAGCGGCAACACGGUGGCCAUCGACCUGAUCGUGCAGCACGUGCACAGCCAGCUGGAGGAGAGGAAGCUACGUUGGGAUAUGGCUGCGCUGGCCUCGGCACACCAGUGCCACCCCCUGCCCCAGACGCUGAGCGUCCUGAAGAGCACGCCGCAGGUGCGAGGCAUGCACACCAUCAUCAGGGACAAGGAGACCAGUCGCGACGAGUUCAUCUUCUACUCCAAGAGACUGAUGCGGCUGCUCAUCGAGCACGCGCUCUCCUUCCUACCCUUUCAGGACUGCGUUGUGCGGACCCCGCAGGGGCAGGACUACGCGGGCAAGUGCUAUGCGGGGAAGCAGAUCACAGGUGUGUCCAUCCUGCGUGCCGGUGAAACCAUGGAGCCCGCCCUGCGCGCCGUGUGCAAAGACGUGCGCAUCGGCACCAUCCUCAUCCAGACCAACCAGCUUACCGGGGAGCCCGAGCUGCACUACCUGAGGCUGCCCAAGGACAUCAGCGAUGACCACGUGAUCCUCAUGGACUGCACCGUGUCCACGGGCGCCGCGGCCAUGAUGGCGGUGCGCGUGCUCCUGGACCACGACGUGCCUGAGGACAAGAUCUUUCUGCUGUCACUGCUCAUGGCAGAGAUGGGCGUGCACUCAGUGGCCUACGCGUUUCCACGCGUGAGAAUCAUCACCACGGCGGUGGACAAGCGGGUCAAUGACCUUUUCCGCAUCAUCCCAGGCAUUGGGAACUUUGGCGACCGCUACUUUGGGACAGACGCGGUCCCCGAUGGCAGUGACGAGGAGGAAGUGGCCUACACGGGUUAGCUGCCCAGUGAGCCAUCCCCGUCCCCGCCACCCUCCUUCUGCCUCCUGACCCAGGAUUGCCGAAUACAAAGAUGUGAAUUUUUAAAAUGUUACCAGUAUAAUUUAUUUUAUGCAUUUUAUAAAAUAAAGAAAGCUUUAGAAAAAUGAA
Messenger RNA from Chlorocebus sabaeus (green monkey), 1963 nucleotides. RefSeq names its product uridine-cytidine kinase 1 like 1 (gene UCKL1). Gene Ontology annotation, molecular function: ATP binding; kinase activity. Lineage: Eukaryota; Metazoa; Chordata; Mammalia; Primates; Cercopithecidae. The record is from RefSeq and is a predicted model, not a curated record.